Molecule: messenger RNA, 3305 nt
Organism: Pangasianodon hypophthalmus (striped catfish)
Lineage: Eukaryota; Metazoa; Chordata; Actinopteri; Siluriformes; Pangasiidae
Product: medium-chain acyl-CoA ligase ACSF2, mitochondrial
Exons: 15
Coding region: 236-2092 (618 amino acids)
Biological process (GO): fatty acid metabolic process
Molecular function (GO): medium-chain fatty acid-CoA ligase activity
Source: RefSeq, a predicted model, not a curated record
UAUUUUACAGGGUAUUUGCACCUUAACACUCUGCAUAAUUGAAAGGAUUAGUCUCCGAUGUCUUUAGUGCUGUUGUCUCUAUUGUGUGUGUGUGUGUGUGUGUGCGUGUGUGUUUUGGGCGGGUACACACAGAAACACGUAUAGGUAACUAAGGUCAGUGAAAAGCUGAAUGAAUUAAGCGAUUAGAAAAUCUACAUUUCAGUGGGAAAGUGCCUGAAAGCUUCAAUCAACCCUCAUGGCAAUGAAAUUAAGACAGUUUGGCUUUAACAGCAGACGAUUUACAGCGCACUGGAAUCGCCGGAAUGGGGAAAUUACGCAGCACUGUCGAUCGAUUCAUGUCGUCAACCCUUCUGCUUUGAACAUCAGCUAUGUCCAUGGCCCUACUUCUGUGUCUCUCCUCUCUCUGACUGUUGGUCAGAGUUUACAAACAACAGUGAAUAAAUGGCCUGACCGAGAGGCUUUGGUCUUUCUUCAGGAUGGAGUUCGAAAAACAUUCUCUCAGUUUCAGCAUGAAGUGGAUCAUCUGGCUGCUGGUCUUCUCGCACUCGGCUUGCAGAAGGGCGACAGGCUCGGCAUCUGGGGACCAAACACUUAUGAAUGGGUCUUGUUCCAGUUUGCCACGGCAAAGGCUGGAAUCAUCAUGGUGUCGUUGAAUCCAGCUUAUAAAGUCAAUGAGUUGGCAUUUGCCCUGAGAAAGGUGCAAUGUAAUGCAGUUGUGUGCCCUACUCAGUUCAAGAGCCAGAAGUUCUAUGAUACGCUGAGACAGAUCUGCCCAGAACUCAACACUGCAGUGUCUGGUAGUAUUAGGAGUGCCAGGUUGCCAGAUAUGCGUAAUGUGAUUGUGACAGACAGCAAGGAGUCUGGUAUGUUGCAUGUGGACGAUGUGAUGCAAGCAGCAGAGAGUCGGCACUACCAGCAGCUGGACAGCUUACAGAAGAUACUAAGCCCGGAAGACCCCAUCAACAUUCAGUUUACUUCGGGUACAACUGGGAACCCAAAAGGUGUCACACUGUCCCACCACAACAUUGUAAACAAUGCAUAUUUCAUUGGGCUGCGCAUGGGCUACAGCUGGAGAGCAGAGGUGCGUGUUUGUGUUCCUGUGCCCAUGUACCACUGCUUUGGGUCUGUUUUGGGUGGAAUGUGCAUGGCGAUACAUGGCAUCACAUUGGUCUUUCCUUCAGCUGCAUAUGAUAGACAGGCGAACUUGGAGACUAUUCAGAAAGAGAAAUGCACAGUUAUCUAUGGUACCCCAACAAUGUACAUUGACUUGCUGAGUCAGGGAAACGUUGAGAACAAUAACUUGUCUUCACUUGAAACAGGUGUCAUGGGUGGAUCCUCGUGUCCCCCUGAAGUCAUACGGAGAGUGAUGAGUGACAUGAAGGUUAAAGAGAUAACGGUGGCUUACGGAACUACAGAAAACAGUCCAAUCACAUUUCUGGGGUUUCCUUUGGACAGGCUGGAUCUUAAGACUGAUAGUGUUGGGUACAUCAUGGACCACACUGAGGCUAAGGUAGUGGAUUCAUCGUCUGGGCGACUGCUUCCUCUGGGCCAACCUGGAGAGCUGCUCGUUCGAGGAUACUGUGUCAUGCAGGGCUACUGGGACGAGCCUGAUAGAACACAGGAGAGCAUCUCAGAGGACGGCUGGUACAAGACAGGUGAUAUCGCCAGCCUCAAUCAAUAUGGCUACUGUCGUAUUGAGGGACGCAUAAAGGAUAUGAUUAACCGUGGUGGGGAAAAGAUCUUCCCUGCUGAGGUCGAGCAGUUUCUUUACACACAUCCGAAAGUGAAAGAUGUUCAGGUGGUUGGUGUGAAAGACGAUAGGCUGGGAGAGCAGGUUUGUGCCUGCAUUAAGGUAGCAGAAGGACAGCACUGCACUGUGGAGGAAAUCAAGGCUUACUGCAAAGGCCAGAUCUCCCACUUCAAAAUCCCACAUUAUGUGAUGUUCGUUGAGCGUUAUCCUCUUACUGCUUCUGGGAAGGUAAGGCUCAUUAUUCAGUGUUCUAGAAAAAUAUCAUGUGUCACAGUGAGACAAGUGUGUGCUAAGGACCUGAAUAAUACACGUUUGUUCGCCACCUCAGAUCCAGAAGAAUAAACUGCGUGCAGAAAUGGAGGACAGACUCGGACUGUGAUGCUCAACACUAUUUCCAAAGAACAGGGAUCCAUAGUUGCACAUUUUAGCAUAUUAGAGAUUUUUUAAAGAUUUUUUUUAGAUAUUUAGAUUUUUUUAGAUUAGAUUUUUAAAAUUAAUUACAAUGGAUAAGCAAUCACAUUUUAUAACUGACAUUUUAAACUUUAUUGGACAACUAUUUUAUCAUUAUAUUUUGAAACAAUAUACAAUAUGUAAAAUUCACUCUUCCUCUCAAAAACAUGCCAUAAGUAAUUUGAAAUAAAUUAAUGAGCUGUAAGACCCAGUCUUGAUAUGUACAAAUUGCCUGGGCAAACUUUUAAUGCUUACAAUCUUAUAUACAUGUGACAAUGCAGAGUCAAUAGAGUGCUCAAUAACUUAAUAUACUGUGUGAAAUUAAAUACUAAAGGGCAAAAAAAGUGCUCCAACAUUGUGUGGUUUACAAAGUGCUGGUACAGGCAAGCUGAACUGAAAAACAGAAACAACCGUCAGAAGCACAGACCUGUGAAUGAAAUAAAUUAACAGUGAAGGUCAAACCAACCAGCAAUGUCAAGAAGCAUGAGACAGAGAUGAGGUUAACACAGCCACUAACAAUUCCUCAACCAAUGUACUUCAACUGACAACACCUCAUCAUAACCAGUUUACAUAGCCAUAUAAUGUUCUAGAGAUAAAACAGUAUCAUCUUUAUUAUAACCAUUCUAAGCUAGGAUGCUGGCUGGAGUAAUGUUAAACAUGUACUACUGAGAAUAGGUGUUUAACGUGCUGUAGUUGGAAUUAUCAGAUCAUUUGUUGCACAAACUGUCUAAAGCUAAUAUAGGGACAGUGAGGUUUUCUAUGUCAGUAGCUAUCCAACCAGCCUGCUGAAGCAGCAUACAAAGCAGAGACACACACGUGAAUAAUUCAAAGGGCCACUAUUGAGAGUAGGGGAUCUUUCCAUGUUGUUUUGAACGGCCGAAACAGUACAUUCCAGGUCAACCCCCCACCGCUCUCAGUAGAAAAUAAUCUAAUUAGAAUGUGACUCUGAAUGCAAACAACAUAGAAUUCAGUUAAAGAGGUAUAUGCUGUAUGCGUCGCUGAUCUUUUCCAUUGCUGCUUCUCGGAUGUGUACACACAGCCACCCAACCUCAAAUAUAUUUCUGACCUAAAACAAAAUCCCAUUUAACCAUUUUUUUUUUUUUUU